Messenger RNA from Dendrobium catenatum, 1543 nucleotides. Its product is annotated as protein indeterminate-domain 6, chloroplastic. Gene Ontology annotation, molecular function: DNA-binding transcription factor activity. The record is from RefSeq and is a predicted model, not a curated record. The transcript has 3 exons. Bases 87 to 1094 code for a protein of 335 amino acids. Gene Ontology annotation, cellular component: nucleus. NCBI's taxonomy places the organism in Eukaryota, Viridiplantae, Streptophyta, Magnoliopsida, Asparagales, Orchidaceae.
CUCCUUGGCCCAUUUGAUGCCUAUCCAUGGCCGACCAAAUGUUAAACAGAGAGAGAGAGAGAGAGCGUGAAAGCUAUUGACAUCUCAUGACUUGGGAAGAAGCUAGGCUUCGUCGCAGAAACCAAUCUACUGCCUUUAGUUCUUCAGCAAUGUCUGGCGAUCCAAACCAUAACCUAAAUCCCCAGCCGCCGCCGCCCAAGAAGAAGAGAAACCUCCCCGGAAAUCCAGAUCCUGACGCGGAGGUAAUCGCUCUAUCACCAGCAACGCUAAUGGCGCCAAACCGCUUCGUCUGCGAGAUCUGCAACAGAGGGUUCCAACGUGAGCAGAACCUUCAGCUCCACCGGCGCGGGCAUAACUUACCUUGGAAGCUCCGGCAGCACCCACUGGGCGGACCGCCGGCCCGAAAACGAGUGUACGUCUGUCCCGAGCCCAGCUGCGUCAACCAUGACCCGGCACGCGCCCUCGGCGACCUCACCGGCAUUAAGAAACACUUCAGCAGAAAGCACGGGGAGAAGAAGUGGAAGUGCGAGCGAUGCGGGAAGCGUUACGCCGUCCAGUCCGAUCACAAGGCCCAUACCAAGACCUGUGGGUCCCGCGAGUACCGCUGCGAUUGCGGCACACUUUUCUCUCGCAAGGAUAGCUUCGUCACCCACCGCGCUUUCUGCGACGCACUUACUCAAGAAACAGCCGCCGUUGUCGGCGGCGGCGGCGGCACCGAAUGUUUGAGCUAUGCAUCGGAUGAGACGCCGAAAGAGGAGGUCUCUCUGCGUCGACAUAACCGGUCGGAGAUGGCGCCGGCUACGGCGGCGGCUUAUAUGUCGGCGACAGCAUUGCUACAGAAGGCGGCAGAGAUGGGGGCGACGGCGAGCGGGGGGGCGUCCUCGGUGUUUUUCACGGGGCUUCUGCGGUCGACGAAGGGGAGUUGGAGCGGCGAGCUGGGGAAGGGGAAGGGGAAGACGAGGGAUUUUUUGGGACUGGGUGGAGAGGGUGGUGGUCGCCGGAGUAUGGAGGAGAUGGCGAGGUUUACUUCCUUGGGUUCGGGAAUGGAGUUUAUGGGCGCUAGUUCGUCCUACAAUGCUGCAGGUUAUAAUUAAUUAAUUGAUUAAUCAAGCUUUAUUCCAAAGUUUGUUUUUUUUAUGCGACUGUGGAGUGAUCUUUUCCGAUUUCUCCAUUUGCGUUAUCUGAUCGGAGGAGAAGGUCGCUGUGUUGUUUGAUUGUCGACAUGGAGAGGAGAUGAAAGCAGGACUUUAUUCAUUCUAAAUUAAACCUCUCAUCUGAGUUAAAAUAGGGGGAGAAGCUCUUUAGGAUUCAUUUGAUGGUGGCUGCAAGCCUGCAACAUAAACGUAGAGUUUAUAAGGAAGAAGUAUAUAUUUUUUGUUUGAAGUUAUUAUGAGUGGCAGAAAAACUAUCUGAAAUGAACCCUUAAAGAGCAACAGAGAUAGGAGUUGAAGAUCUGUGUGUAAAUGCUGUUCGUUUAAAGAAUCUAGCGAUUUUUAAUUUUUAUAGAGAUGUUGAAAAAACCAUCUGAAAUGAACUACUGAAU